Molecule: messenger RNA, 5110 nt
Organism: Corythoichthys intestinalis (scribbled pipefish)
Lineage: Eukaryota; Metazoa; Chordata; Actinopteri; Syngnathiformes; Syngnathidae
Product: oocyte zinc finger protein XlCOF6-like
Exons: 3
Coding region: 386-3031 (881 amino acids)
Biological process (GO): regulation of transcription by RNA polymerase II
Cellular component (GO): nucleoplasm
Molecular function (GO): RNA polymerase II cis-regulatory region sequence-specific DNA binding; DNA-binding transcription repressor activity, RNA polymerase II-specific
Source: RefSeq, a predicted model, not a curated record
GGUAAAGCCCCAGCAGUGAUUCGAGGGGUAAACUGACAAAAAACAAGAAGAAGAAGACUUGCCCUAUUGUUGCUAUUUCCGGUCUGCGUGUCCCGAGAGCGAGAGUGGCGUAGAGCUGCGGUAAAUUGUUAUAGCUGGUCUGAACUCUGAAGGGACUUGAAUGUCGUCUCCUUUUCACUUCUCCAAGGCCACUUGAGGAAAGUUGGCAGAAUCCAUCCGAGGACACACCAAAAAUCCUUUCAAUCUUGCUUCCGCUUCGAGUCGUUUGGAUGCAUCGUGCACUUUGAAAUAUGGUGACGUGUUUGGCUAACCUUAGCCUAGCCUAUCUUAACCGCUAACAAAGAAAAGAAACCACGCGCUUGAAAUCGACUAUCAAGCCCGUAAAAUGUCAGAUGUCAGCCAAGCUCAUUAUUCUGAGCGCGAGGAGUCUGCAUGUACCAAAGAGGAGGAGGAAGAGUCCCAAUAUGUCAAGGAGGAGGAGGAGGAGUUCUUAUACAUUAAAGGCCUCCAAAAUUAUCGUGGUCCUGAGGAAAUUAAACAAGAGGAGCCAGAGCCCCCUACACAGCAAGAGAGAAAAGAGCAUCUUCCGAUCAAAAAGGAGGAGGAAGAGCUGCCAUACGUUAAUGAGGAGGAACAUGUCAGCAGGUCUACUAGUGAGUCCUUGGAAAGUGAAAAUGGUCUGAGUGAGACCAGCAGAAGUGUGUUUCCUCCAAGCAGCAGUAACAGCAGCUCAACUGAAGGAUUUCAAGCCGACAGUUUCAUUGCCCUACCAUCAGUUAGCAAAGACGCCACCUCAAACUCGCCGUACAAUGACCAUGAUGAUGGUCAUAAGAAAGCUCACAGUGACAACGAAAUCUGCAAAUGUUCUCAUUGUGGGAAAACCUUUGGAAGUAAGUAUAAUUUGAAAAGACACAUGAGUAGCCUCGCUUGCAAGAAAUCGUUUUCCUGCUCAGUUUGUGGUGAAGGCUUCACUCGAAGACAACAAUUAAUAACCCACACAAGAACCCACACUGGAGAAAAACCUUUUUCCUGCUCGGUUUGCGACCGAAGAUUCGCACGGAAAGACUACUUAAGAGAACACGCAAAAACCCACACUGGCGAGAAACCUUUUUCCUGUUCAGUUUGUGGUCAAGACUUCACUCAAAGACCACAUUUAAUAAGCCACACAAGAACCCACACUGGAGAGAAACCUUUUUCCUGCUCGGUUUGUGGCCGAAGAUUCGCACGGAAGGACUGUUUAAGGGAACACGCAAGAACCCACACCGGUGAGAAACUUUUUUCCUGUUCAGUUUGUGGUCAAGGGUUUGCUACACGGCAAAACUUAAAAAGUCACACAAGAACCCACACUGGGGAGAAACCUUUUUCAUGCUCAAUUUGUGAUCGAAGAUUCGCGCGGAAGGAUUACUUAACAGAACACACGAGAACCCACACUGGUGAGAAACCUUUUCCCUGUUCAGUUUGUGGUCAAGGAUUUGCGACAAGGCAAAACUUAAAAAGUCACACAAGAACACACACUGGGGAGAAACCUUUUUCAUGCUCAUUUUGCGGGCAAAGGUUUACUCAAGGCCAACACUUAACAAUACACAGAAGAACCCACACUGGAGAAAAACCAUUUUCUUGCUCAAUUUGUGAUCGAAAAUUCAGUCACAAGAGCACCUUAAAAAUGCACACAAGAACCCACACUGGAGAAAAACCUUUUUGCUGUUCGGUUUGUAGUCAAAGAUUUGCCCGGAAGGAAUCCUUAACAGAACACAGAAGAACCCACACUGGUGAGAAACCUUUUUCCUGUUCAGUUUGUGGUCAAGAGUUUGCUGCAAGGCAAAACUUGCAUUGCCACAAAAAAAUCCACACUCAGGAGAAACCCUAUUCCUGUUUAGUUUGUGGUAAAGGGUUUACGUUUAAUACGCAGUUAAAAAUACACACACGAACCCACACUGGAGAAAAGCCUUUUUCUUGCUCGUUUUGUGAUAGAAGAUUCAGUCACAGGAACAGCUUACAAAUACACACAAGGACCCACACUGGAGAAAAACCUUUUUCCUGCUCAGUUUGCGGUCAAAGCUUCAAUAGUGGGGCAGGCUUAAGGAGUCACAGAAGGACACACAGUGGAGAAAAACCUUAUCCCUGUUCAGUUUGUGGUCAAAGGUUCACUCACAAGAACAACUUAAAAAUGCACACAAGAAUACACACUGGUGAAAAACCUUUUCGCUGCUCAGUUUGUGAGCAAAGAUUCACUCACAAGAUGACCUUAGAUAAACACACAAGAACACACACUGGAGAAAAACCGUUUUCCUGCUUAAUUUGUGAUCAACGCUUUGCUCAAAGGCAACACUUAAAAACACACGCAAGAACUCACACUGGAGAAAAGCCAUUUUCCUGCUCGGUUUGUUGUCAAGGAUUCACUCAAAGGCAACACUUAAAAACACACAUAAGAACCCACACUGGAAAAAAACCCUUUUCCUGCUCAGUUUGUGGCAGGAGCUUUAGGCACAAAAGUACCUUACAAAUGCACACGAGAACCCACACUGGAGAAAAACCUUUUUCCUGCUCGGUUUGCAAUCAAAGUUUCACUCAAAAGCAAAGCUUAAUUAUUCAUAAAAGAAUCCACACUGGAGAAAAACCAUUUUCCUGCUCAGUUUGUGGUCAAGCGUUUUCUACAAAGCAAUACUUAAAAAGGCACUCAAGAACCCACACUGGCGAAAAACCUUUUUCCUGUUCAGUUUGUGGUCAAAGUUUCGCUCACAAUGAAACCUUAAAAACACACAUUAGAACUCACACUGGAGAAAAACCUUUUCCCUGCUCAAUUUGUGGCCAAGGGUUCACGCAAAUGGCACACUUAAAAGCACACGCAAGAACCCACACUGGAGAAAAACCCUUUUCUUGCUCAGUUUGUGGUCAAGGGUUUACUCAAAGUCAACACUUAAAAUCACACAGAAGAACCCACUCUGGAGAAAAACCCUUUUCCUGCUCAGUUUGUGGCCAAAAAUUCACUCGGAAGGAUGGAGCUGUAGCACAUGUGUGUGUUGGUAUUUGAAGUGGUGGCCAGUUACGGUCUUCCCUGUCAUUCAUGCUGGCUGCGUCAGCUUUGGGCACGCAGGACGAUUGUAUUCAGUCGACCUUCUCUCGCAUAUGAAGUUAUAAGUCAUGAUCCGUAAGCCUGGGCAAUCGGCACACAAAAAGAUUAAUCCCCCCCCGAUUCUUUCAGUUUUAUUUAUAUAUGAAUAUAUAUAUAUAUAUAUAUACAUAUAUAUUUAUAUAUAAGUAGUACUACUAUUUUAUUUCUUCAAAAAAUCUGUAAUUUGACAAAAUAGAGAAUAGUGAAACCUUUUAUUCAAUGAUGACAUAAAUAUGGAAUAUUCUACCUCUUGCAAGCUUCACCUGUCACAUUAAAUUUUAAAAUGAUCAAGAACAUUAAAAAAUAACUAUAUGGGUCAAGAUUUCAAAAUGCUUUAAAACUAUAACUGUCUCACAAAUGCGGGUCUUUUUGGGGAGGGGGGGUAAUAUGUGUAAAAACCUUGAGAAAUUUUAAGUUUGUCAUGACUAUUUCUGUAAUGUACAUCUUCAAUACCUCAGUGAUAUAUUAAUGCCCAUUGACCUCUAACAAAUUAAAUAAGAAUAUACAUAUGAGAAAACAAAUGGCGCAACCCUCUGGGCCUUCUACACCUUCAGAAAAGGAAAAAAAUAUGGCCCAAUCAAAUAAAAAUUGUACAUGAAACCAAAAAUACAAGGUGUUAUUAAUUAUAGUAAGGGUUUUCUGGCGUUUACCGUGAAUGUGUAAUUAAUCAAGGAGGUGUUAUGGGGAAUGAUCCAAAAAUGAACACCAUGUUUCAGAAAGAAAAUAAAUGUUCCUGGCUAGUCAUCAUUUUAUUUGUGUUGCUCGGGUCCAAACUAAAUGAAAAAGUGCUACUUAAAAGAUUUGCAAAAAUUUGAGGCUAUAUUCAAAAUUUCCCAUUUUACAUCCUAGUUAUGCAGAAAAUAUUUGUGAAAUUUCAUUUUGUCAUGUUUCAGGUCAGACUAAGUCUAAAAUAAGGCUGAAAAUGUACGUACAUAUACUGCACAGGCCAAAGGUUUGGACACAUCUCAUUCAAUGCAAUGAAGGUCCCAACCUCGUUGAUGAAGCAAUACAUUUUACAGAAAAGGUAGAAACCAUUUUAGGUGACUCUUGAAGUUCAUCAAGAGAAUAGCAAGAGUGUUCAAAAAAAGUAAUCGGAGCAAAGGGUGGCUACUUUGAAGAUAAUAGAAUAUUACACAUGUAUUUAAUUAUUUCACCUUUUUUGAUAAGUACAUCAUUCCACACAUGUUCAUUCAUAGUCUUAUUACCUUCAAUGAGAAUUUACAAUGUAAAUGAUGAAAUUAAAGAAAACGUAUAAAUGAGAAGGUGUGUCCAAAUAUGGACUGUAAAUAUCAAAGCUUUAGAAAGUACAGCAGUGAAGACGGGAGGAAAAUAGAAUUUUAAACAUUUUGGGAACAAAAGUGUUUUUAUAUUUCAAUGCGAGAAUACAAACAAGGAAACAUUGGGAACAAAAUAUGUGUACGAUGGUGUAAUUUGUAGGGAGUACAGUGUUAUGUUAUUAGAUGAAUGUUUUUGAACGGAUGUACUGUGUAUUCUAGUUUUGUACUCAUAAUAAAGUCCUUUUUUUGGGGAAACAAUUUGUGCCCUUUUUUUUUCAAGUACUGACAUACAACAUACAGGCUGAAAUUGCGGUGAAUCGCAUUUUGUAUUUUUGUAGUGAACAAAUUAUUUAUUUGAGAUUUUAAAUACAGAUUAGCACAGGAGUGAACCUUACAUCAUUCAAAUUUAAGCCUUGUUGGAAACGAGUUGGGCAACUUUACACUUAUAGGAUGAAUUAAACAUCCAUUUUCCCAAACAAUAAAAUAAAAGGGCGGCACAGUGAAGAAGUGGUUGGCACGUCCGCUCAGUUCGGGGAUAGAGAGUUCAAGCCCUGAUCCUGCGUUCAGUUUCCAUUCAAAAUAACGUGUCGCUGUAUCCGGCUGCCAUAUUGUCCGUAUUUUUUAGACCUAUUCUCAUUGUUUUCAAUUAGUCGUGCAAGUUAUAGAGCAAUUCAUGGAAGCCCCGGUGUUAUCUGACGCUGUAAACCCAUUGGAUGCGUUG